This is a messenger RNA of Mangifera indica (mango), 1394 nucleotides long. Its product is annotated as RING-H2 finger protein ATL20-like. The transcript is spliced from 2 exons. The record is from RefSeq and is a predicted model, not a curated record. NCBI's taxonomy places the organism in Eukaryota, Viridiplantae, Streptophyta, Magnoliopsida, Sapindales, Anacardiaceae. The coding region runs from base 70 to 1266 and encodes 398 amino acids. Gene Ontology annotation, molecular function: polysaccharide binding.
CCAAUCGAUUCCCAUGCAGCCAUUUAAUCCAAAGCUCUUUGUUUUGUAGUUACUCGAUCACUAGUCAAAAUGGUUGCCUCUCAACUAUUCUUCUUCUUCUUCAUCUUCUUUUCCUUUGUUUUAUUAUCCUUCCUCCAUUUAGCGGCCAGCAAAACUUGCCCGACUUUAUGCAGUAGCAGAGGCCCGAUUGUUACUUUUCCUUUCCGGCUGACCGGUCAGUUGGACCGCUGCGGCUACCCAGGCUUUGAGCUAUCGUGUAACAUGAACAAAACGUUUCUCUACCUCCCCAAUUCAUCGGAAAAUGGAUUCAUUGUCGAGGAAAUUGACUACAAAUCACAAAUUCUAUCAAUCAACGACCCGGAUCUUUGCCUCCCAAAGAGGUUCCUUGAUAACUCCCUUUCCCUCUCGGGUUCUCCGUUUGAACACGAUGGUCCACUUGAAAACUUCACAUUUUUAAACUGUUCGUCCGAUGGAGAGCUACCCGACGACGUUGGAUGGUUCAGGGAUAUUCAAUGUUUAAGCGGGGAAAAUUACACGGUUGUGGCUCUUCGAGCUUCUAGUUAUAACGAGUCUGGGGGAUCAUCAUCAUCGCCGUCGUGUAGGAGUAUUUCUACGGUGGCGAUUCCAGUUCUGUGGCCGCGGUGGUCUAGUCCUGAAUAUGGAAUUCUCUUAACAUGGAGCGAGCCUGAUUGUAUGUCAUGUGAACAACGAGGUGGGGUUUGUGAGUUCAAGAAAUUUCAGAGUCGGGAUUUGAAUAUCAGAUGCACCGAUCUUCCCACUAGAACUAGUUUUCCAAGGGCAGCCAAGUACGGGAUCUUCGUGGGUGUAGCAAUACCAGGAUUGUUAUGCUUCAUCGGACUGGGGUGUUCCUUGUGCGGCAGAGUCAGAGCUUAUUUCGCCUGUCGCCGGUUCAACAACAGACUGAGUUCCAGCUUCAGCCUCGAACACCGGUGGACUGUUCCGACUGGUCUCGACGGACCAACCAUCGAGUCUCUCCCCAAAAUAAAGCUCGGAGAAAGUGGAAGAUUGCCGAAUCCGGAUGACAAAACCUGCUCAAUUUGCCUGGGCGAGUACCAGCCUAAGGAAACAUUACGGACGAUUCCUCAAUGCAAGCAUUAUUUCCACGCAGACUGCAUAGACGAAUGGUUGAAAAUGAAUACGACAUGCCCUCUGUGUCGUAAUUCGCCGGACAGCUCUGAGAGAGUGACGCCUUCGACGUCGACUUCUUCGAAUUGGUCUUCCUCUGAAAUAUUAUCAGUGCCGUAGAAGACUUAUUCAGAUUUGUUUAUUAAUAUCUUCUGUCUCGUUGACUCAUUCAGAAUUUAGGUAAAGUUUAGUAAGAAGCGUAGCCUUUACAGUAUUAAUUAAUGGCCAAUAGACUUAUUCCCAGUUCA